UGUCAUUCGUCAAAUUGUUCUGAGUAGGCAGGCGUUCUUUCUGUGUCAUAUUUGUUCUAUCACCACGAAACAUGACGACAUUGGUGUUGCUGGUUGAAUUACACUAAGUUGGCAUUUGGCAUUCUUUCAGUGUCAGUGCAUUUCAGUGUAUAUUUUGUGGUGUGGAUGUGUAUAGUGGUCUGAGAGUACACAGUUAAAUCCGAAAAGAUAAUUUUACAUUUCUGCAUGUCGCAGUCUUUUCGUGCCUAAAAUCCUAGGAUAAUUUUCCUGUAUUUAAUUUCCAUCCAAGAUGGGUAAAGGGUUCAAUAAUUACAUGUGCAAAAAAUUCUUCCAUCCUGCAUCGCGAGACAACUUGAAACGAGUAUGGAUGGCUGAACAGAAAGCUGAAGCGUACAAAAAGAAGCAGGAAGAACUUCGACAACAGUAUGAAAAGGAACAGGACCUUCAUGAUAAUAAAGCUAUGCUCAGUAAAGAGAGCAAAGAUAAGCUAAGUAUAAGCUUCAUGUAUGAACCCCCACCAGGUGCGAAAAAAGAACGCGAAAGAGAAGAAAAUGAGCCCGAGUAUAAAUUUGAAUGGCAAAGGAAGUAUAAUGCUCCACGAGAGAGUUACUGUAAGGGCGACCAAGAGAUACGAGAUCAACCAUUUGGUAUACAAGUGAGGAAUGUUAGGUGUAUCAAAUGUCACAAAUGGGGACAUAUUAAUACAGACAAAGAAUGUCCAAUGUACAAUCUUUCAAUGAGUGCUGCGAGAUCUUUAGAGAAUGCAACAGUGAUGGACCAAAAUUCUUUAGUGCAGCAGAUGUUGGAUGAUGGUUUGGCAUUGAAGAAACAACACAUGAACACUGCAGAAGCCACUAAGCACUUGUUAGUAACAGAAGAUGAUGGAGAUAAUGCAGAAGUGAGGUUUCUGAAAUCGCUAUCUAAGAAGCAGAAGAAAGCACUAUUAAGGAAAUUGGAAAAACUGGAACAUGAACCAAAGCCUACCAAGCAAAUUAAGAAAAAUGACUCUGAUGAUUCAUCUGAUGAGGAUUCCAAGAAAAGCAACCCAAAGAAGAUGAAAAAAUUAAGUUCCAAGUAUGAUUCAGACUUGAAUGAAUCAAAACAAAUGGAAAACUACAGUGACAGGAAGAGAAAAGAAGAGAAAGAGAAAACAGGGCACUCAAGAGAGAAGAGUUAUGAUAAAAGCAAUAAUAUGGAGAGAUCAAGAAACCAUAGGAGGCACUCAAACAGUGGAGAACCAGACCAUAGGAGGCCAUCUGACAGUAAAGAAAGAUAUUCUAGGAAGAGAAAAAAUGGGGAUGACAAGGAACAUUCAAAGAAAAGGCGUUAACCCUGUUAUGCCCAGAAUUAUUUUUCCUGUGUUUUCACCAAAUAUUAUAUCAUCAUUCAUUGAUCACAUUUUCAUUCAAAAUUAUAAUUUCCUCAAAAUUAUGGCUUCAAGGUAGUUUUUUAAUGUAUGAUAAAUCAUACGCUGGGCUAAAAUAGGAUAAGAAAAGGUCAAAACAAUGGUAUAUCCGAUAUAUAUUUAAAGAAACGAUUACACAAUAAUACGUAUAAACAUAAAGUCGGACUUCUAAUAAAACCUUACAGAAUAGUUUUGGUUUUAGCCAGUAUUUGGGACUGAAGGUGGUGCAGCUAAAAGAACUAAGACUAGUUUUCCACGGAAUUCAAGGAGUAAGAUAGACUCAAUCCUUGUUAGGAGUGCCUGACGAUAUAGGUUUGUUUGUUUCAGAUUUAUUUAGCAUUAAUGCUACAAUAUCCGUAAUAUCUAUGUUACACAGUAUAUCACAUAAUAUAUUAUGUCUUCAAGACUACAUAUUUUUAUACAAAAUUUCACUACUAUGAAUUUUGGUUUUCCAUGAGAUGUUUUUCCAAUUUCCCCUUGAACAUUUUCAAACUGACACAUCUUGAUAUCAGUACUUAAUUUAUUAAAUUCGUACAAUCCCUUUUGAAACAAUGACUUGCGCAUUAUAUUGCUACUGCAGUUUUGUAAAUGAAAGUCUAUACUCCCUCUGGUACAAUAACUGUGGCACUCAUUGUUCAGUACAAUAAAAUGAUUCGUUAGAAGAUUAUUUUUUACUUGAAUAUGAAAAUGAAAACCAAGUAGUUUAUGAAGUUUUUGAUAUUUAACCAUUGUAGUUCUUCCAGCAUAAAAUGUAUUCUAGUAUAUUUAUUUUUAUUUAAGAUGAUUCUCAUAGCUUUAUUUUGUAAUGAGGAAGAAUUAUAGUGUUGUACACAAUUUUUUUAGAAUAAACGCUUUGGCUAUGCGAAAUUCUAUAAAAGUAAUUUAUUUUCUUGGAUAUUUUUGAAAUAAUAUAUUCAGAGUGCCCCUCAAAUUUUGAUUCACUAUCUACGUAUAUGCCCAAAUAAUUAAAUGAUUCAAUUGUCAAAAAUUUUACAUGAUUAGUCGUAAGAUUUAUGGUGUUUUGAUCUAAAGAUUUUCCUAUUAGCAUAUAUAAUGUUUUGUUUGUGUUUAAUUCGAGUUUAUUCACAUUUAACCAAUUUAUUACGUUUUUCAUAUC
Acanthoscelides obtectus is the source of this 2522-nucleotide messenger RNA. Lineage: Eukaryota; Metazoa; Arthropoda; Insecta; Coleoptera; Chrysomelidae. The record is from the annotation of a GenBank genome assembly.